Messenger RNA from Lachancea lanzarotensis, 2229 nucleotides. It is a transcript of the gene ZAP1, whose product is annotated as LALA0S02e05446g1_1. Lineage: Eukaryota; Fungi; Ascomycota; Saccharomycetes; Saccharomycetales; Saccharomycetaceae. Gene Ontology annotation, cellular component: nucleus. Gene Ontology annotation, biological process: regulation of transcription by RNA polymerase II. Gene Ontology annotation, molecular function: zinc ion binding; RNA polymerase II cis-regulatory region sequence-specific DNA binding; DNA-binding transcription factor activity, RNA polymerase II-specific. The coding region runs from base 1 to 2229 and encodes 742 amino acids. The record is from RefSeq and is a predicted model, not a curated record. The transcript has a single exon.
AUGCCCGGAUCCGAAGGUAUCGUCCACGGCCAUAUCCACAAUUUCAACAAUGUCACAUACAUCCACGGACACGUUCAAGGAUCAGCUCCUUUGCAACCCGAUAGCACCUCUUUCGAGCAGUUUGCACAACACACAUGCCCCGUGGGAGCGGCAGACGCAGCAACGGGGGCACCAAAUCUUCCUAUUUCACCAACCGCAUCUGCUCCUUUGCCAUCAGAGCAGCAAGACAGCUGUCAGCUUUUCGAAUUUACAAACUGCCACAACCUCAAUAUCUUCGGCGAGGAUCCACAACAGUCAACGGGGCCUCAGUUUAAAAAGCGUAAAACUUUCGACUGCGAUACUUGCGAGCCCAAUAUCAUGGAACUGUGCUGCGAUGAGGAACACGAGCCUGAUGAAACGCAAGGCACGCGUCUCGAACUGCCGGACCAGACCCCUGCAAUCGCAUUUCCCGGUUCUCAAAUUUACGCCGAUAGCGUUGCUGCUGCUCCUAGUGCCAACAGCUCCUUAAACUUGGAGCUACCUGCCACAGCAAGUGAAAAGCUCCCGAGUUAUAUAGGUUGCAAUAUGACGUCUCUGCCGAGAAAAUCCGAGGAAGACACAUUUUAUGAAAAGUUCUGUGAGCAGUGUGUGGACCUGGAUCAUGGCCAAGCCCAAUGUUCUCAACCCCACGCCCACUCUCACUCCUCAGUACCAACAGUAGAGCCAUCAAAAGAUGUUCUUAAUACCAACUCAACGUCACACCUUUAUACAAAAGGGCAUCACAGCAAUGACGAUGAUCAAACACUAAAUUUCCAGACUUCUCAACCACCACCAUGUGGUCAUGACCAUUCAAUGAAUUCAUCAACAGACAUGAUGGUAAUGAACGACCUUGUCAAAAUUUCCAACAUGUACGAUUUCCCGUUUGGAAGGCACUUUCAUCCACAUGAAAGUGCAAAUGACGUUAACGUCAACCUUUUACAGACAUCUCUCCCAAUUUCGAAAAGUGGACUCCGAGAGGGUCCAUCCGUCAAAACGCCGCAUGAUCAUCAUCACCACUCUUUAGAGUUGCAUUCACAUCCUUUUCACAAUUUCUAUCCGCCGUCAGAACCCAGUUUUAAUGGCGGAGAGACUGCAGAUUUCAAACUCCGAAAACCUUCUUUAACUUUCGAAAAUCUACACAAUGCUGUCUCACCGCCAAAAAUCUGUUAUCCAGAAGUCAGGAACAGCACUGUAAACUUCAACUGGAUAUACAAGAACGAACCGCAAAACAUCGAAUGUGGCUGGAACAACUGUCCCGAAGUUUAUAACUCGUUAUUGGAAUUACAAUCGCAUGUUCUAAAAGAUCACGUAGAGGACACGAACACGAAUGAUACCAAACUCCCAACACCAAGAAACUAUCUCUGCGAAUGGACCGAUUGUGCUUUUGAGGGUGAUGACUUGUGUACUUUGAUAAAUCAUAUCAAUGGGGAGCAUGGUGUGGCAUUCGACAUGAAGUUUUUAAAUCGUGAAAAACUGUUGGAACAAAAUGAGCAUCAACACGCACUACACUGUGAGGAAUGUCCAGACUUCACAAGUUCUCAGACACCGAGCCUACACGAUGUGGCGGUAACUCCGAAGGAGGAUAGUGUUAAUUCAAAUAAUCAUGAACAUGACUACGAUUAUGGCCACGAACAUGGUCACGUACAUAGCCACGAUCAGGGGCAGGAACAUGUUCACGAUUGCCAAUGGAAUGGCUGUGGUCUCAAGUUCAACUCCUGCGCAGAACUAAAUAACCAUAUCGAGGCCGUUCACAUACCUCGUGGCAGAUCCUCCUACGUUUGUGAAUGGGAGAACUGUGGGAAAACUAUUACACAGCGGCAAAAGCUGUUAAGGCAUCUAAGGGUGCACACUCGAUACAAACCUUGCAAAUGUCCGCAUUGCAGCAAGACUUUCUCUACUCAAGACAUUUUACAACAGCAUAUUCGUACACAUUCGGGAGAAAAACCUUACAAGUGUUCUCACUGCGGUAAAGGAUUUGCGACUUCCAGCUCGCUCCGGAUUCAUAUCAGGACUCAUACCGGUGAAAAGCCACUAGAAUGCAAGGUGUGCGGUAAAAGGUUUAAUGAGAGUUCAAACCUGAGUAAACACAUGAGAACGCAUGAAAGAAAGUACAAGUGCAACGGCUGCAAAAGAAGUUUCGAUCUAGCCGAGCAAUUGGAAGCGCAUCAAAGUAGAUGUUCACACUGUGCGACUUUCAAAUUAGAGUCAUAG